Molecule: messenger RNA, 984 nt
Organism: Mustela lutreola (European mink)
Lineage: Eukaryota; Metazoa; Chordata; Mammalia; Carnivora; Mustelidae
Exons: 3
Coding region: 1-816 (271 amino acids)
Source: RefSeq, a predicted model, not a curated record
AUGGGCCACAAUCAUCAUGUCAACAAAGUAGCCUGCCUCCACUACCCCCCAUCCCGCACCAAGGCCUUUCCCAGGGGAGGCCACUGGGCGGGGCUUCCUGGACGGCUGCGUGACGUCAUAGGUAGGCGUGCCCGGAGUCCGCCUCUGCUUCCUAAUUGGGGGGCGCCGGGCGGCGGCGGACACGCUCAGCGGCGCGGCCGUCGGAGCAGCUGCGCUGGGAGAGGAGAGGCGGAGGUGUGCUGCGAGGUGUUCCCCGGGGCCGGCAUCCGGACCCUGGCGCCGCGGCAGCAGCUUCAGCGCGCCCGGAUACCCCGGGGCACGUUCACGGCGCACCGAGCGUUUGGCGAGGCUCACGCCGUGCUCCGGGGAGAUGGGACGGCGGAGGUGACGCGCGCUGUGUCUAGACCGCUCCCCGCAGCGGGCGGGGCUGAGAAAGUGUGGCCAAGCUUCGGGGCGCCCACUGGAGCGCAACUAUUUCGGGUCUCUGAUCUCAGAGAGGAAAGUCCCAGAGACAGAGCCGCAUCCUCCCCCUCACUCUGCGGCACACGCCCCGCCUCCGUCCCUCCUACCUUAAAGGUAGACUCGAAAGUGCUGCAGGACGAGGAGUCCGCAGACCUGGUUUCCAGCCCUACCUCCGAAAUGAGCCGGAACGAGAGUCCUGCCAUCUGCACCCGAGUCAGCUGCUUUGCGGAACGAAGCGAGUAUAAGUCCCAUGAGAUCUCCUUAAGGUUCACCACUCUCGGAGAAGAAAAAAAAAAGGGGAGGUGGAGAAUACCAGGAAACUGCAUGGGACAGGGGCAGAGAGGACAAGACUAACUUCACUACUAUAGAUCAUAUUUAAAGGGUCAAUAAUUAAAACAACUUGAUUUGGGUGCAGGAGACAAGCAGACGAAUGGACUGGAAUAGACUGUCCAGAAAUAGAUUCAAUGUAUAGUUACUUAAUAUUUGAUAAAUGCAGCAUCUCAAAGUGGAGAAUGGAUUCUA